UUACAGGAAACUCUGGCUUAUGCUGAUAAUUUUGUUCAUUUCUGUAUAUUAGAACAUCUAGGCGCAAUAGAAUGCGAGAGGGGGAUCUUGUCUGAGCAUCCAGUUUUACUUCCUUUGAUAGAUUUUUGUUUCUUAUAUGUAUUCCACUUACAUACUCCUUCGUUGAAUAUUAAUAACUGCGCAAGCUGCGUUACUAUUUUAGUUGAGUCCCGUAAAGUCACCGGCAACAGAGUUUCGAUUCAAGUUUACCGAGCCAGCGGUGCGGGACAACGCGGUGCAAAUAAAAGAGCGGCUACUGGCGUGGUGCCGUUCCAAGACCAAAGAGUACGAGGUAAAUUCGCCUUGUAAAUGGAACCUUUACACGUGGCGUGUACCACAUCCAUUGGUUGUUGCACGGCUGCGUUUUCUGUUGCAGAACGUGCAACUGGAUAAUUUCUCGACAAGCUGGAACAAUGGUCUGGCGUUCUGCGCUUUGCUCCAUCACUUCAGACCGGACGCUUUCGAUUAUUAUUCGCUACGGCCGGAGAACCGCAAAAUGAACUUCGAGUUGGCGUUUAAAAAAGCCGAUGAACUCGCCGGAAUCGCACCGUUACUUGAUGUCGAGGAUAUGGUGAUGAUGCGCCGACCAGAUUGGAAGUGCGUCUUCACUUAUGUACAAUCCAUCUAUCGCCGCUUCAAAGACGAAGAU
Messenger RNA from Heterotrigona itama, 688 nucleotides. The record is from the annotation of a GenBank genome assembly. Lineage: Eukaryota; Metazoa; Arthropoda; Insecta; Hymenoptera; Apidae.